UUUCUGAGAGAGGAAAUCAGAUACCGGAAGAACAUGUUUACAAAAAAUAUAACUAUAAAUAGUUAUGUGUCUCAGAAGAUGCCCUCAGCAGUGCCCCAUCAUGACAUGCUUGUGGGCCUGAUUUAGCACAAAAAUACUUUCAUUUGUAUCCACCCCAUGUGUAUUCUGAAACGAGGAUGCUGUGCCUGUCAGUGUAUGCUAAAGAUGGGAUAGAAGGCAGCUAAUUGCUGUUUUAUGCCAGUGGAGAAAAUGCAAUGGGCAGCAUUAGUUUAAUGUGGUAUGUUGUAUGGCACAUAUAUUGUAUGUUAUUAAGCAUUACUGUGCCACAUGUAAGAGACCUUGCAGUACAUUCCCACCAGAGUUAAUUCCUUUCCUGCUCUUUUUUUCUCAUACACAUAAUGUCCCAUUGCAGCCAGUUAGAGAGACAGCCUGUCUUCCUGUGCAAGGAAGUCCUGAGCCACUCUAAGGUGAGACAAUGGCUUUUAGCCAAUGUGGAUUGAAAUUAAAAGUGAUGCAGGAGGGGGAAAGAUCUAGGUGUCAGACGCUCUUUUGGCACAAAGUCUAUUUUGAACAAAGGGGAAGCAAACUAUUAAGCACUUCAAACAGCUGGAGAUGAGGAGGCGGAGCCAAAGACCCCCAUAGUCUGGGCUGAAAUGUAGCAGACCUACUGUAUAAGAAGCUUAGGCAGAGGGACACAGACAGCAAAAGACACUAAGCCUCAUCCUGAAUACUAACACACUCUGCUCCCAUGGAAAGUAUUUUCACAUCAGAGUAUCACCUUGCGGGAGAACUGGAAGUGCCAGUGCCACACUGGAUGAACCCUCAGAAUGUGCCAGCUGCAGGUAUUCUGGCUAAGCCUGAGGGAGCUGGGCUAAAUGGCAGUCCCUCGGGGCAAAGGAAGCGCAAAAGGACCUUGUACAGCAAGUGGCAGCAGCUGGAACUGGAGAGUGUGUUUGCUAUUGUUCCUUACCCAGAUAUCAGCACAAGGGAACAACUGGCCAAAAUUAUUCGACUACCAGAAUCUAAGGUGCAGGUUUGGUUCCAAAAUCGCAGAGCUCGGAAAAACAAAAGUGGGAAGCUUGACAGGUCCCUAUAUAGGAGAGGGUCUUCAGUAAGGCUUAGCCAUCUGUCCUUGCACUCUCAGUCCCCCCCACAGAACUACAGCCAGAGAGAUCCUCUGAUUACAAUGCAGUGUCCUCAAAACAAACCUGUGCAGCACGGAUCAGAGGGCCACAAAUACAUUGCCAUUCAACAGCCACUGUUUGACCCAUACAACGAGCUGUCUCUUCCCCCCUUAGAGCAGUACGUUGGAAUGGAGGAGAAAGAGCAGUGCACAUACGGGCAGAAUGCAUUUUACUGGGAGAACAUGGCUGAGAACAGUAACAGCUCUGCUUCUGAGCCUACGUUGUACAACGUGCCUUUUGUGCAGCUGGAGAAGUAUAUGAAUUGCUCUCAGAUGUCAUACUUGGAGAUGUUUCCUCAAGCCAUGAAUGAAAGUGGAUCACAAACCACACUAGGAUGCAUUUCUGAUCUCAUAUACAAUGCGGCCAUAAUAACAAAUGUAAAUGACUUCUAGGCAUGAGGUGGAAGCAUUACAAAGACUAGACUAUUUUAUGACUCUGCUCUGGAACUUUCUAGAGGGACUAACAAAAGUAUAAAAUGUUUGCCUAAAACUUGGGCAUACAUAUAAGGUACAUAUUUUCAUACGCUCAGUAUGUACAAGCUCGUGCUUUUACCCAGUUGCUUCCUGUGUCUCCAGUUUACACAUGAGGAGGAGUUUGUGAUUAAUAGGAAGGAAUAAUUGCAUGAAGUACUUCUCCUCCUCCCAGAACUGCUUAAGGCAGUAACAUAAAAUUGCUUUCAAUUUCA
Messenger RNA from Xenopus tropicalis (tropical clawed frog), 1869 nucleotides. RefSeq names its product sebox homeobox (gene sebox). Gene Ontology annotation, cellular component: nucleus. The transcript has 3 exons. Gene Ontology annotation, biological process: regulation of DNA-templated transcription; regulation of transcription by RNA polymerase II. Bases 749 to 1576 code for a protein of 275 amino acids. Lineage: Eukaryota; Metazoa; Chordata; Amphibia; Anura; Pipidae. The record is from RefSeq and is a predicted model, not a curated record. Gene Ontology annotation, molecular function: DNA-binding transcription factor activity, RNA polymerase II-specific; DNA binding.